CGAUUUUAUAGGGUUUUUGCCGUAUUGCUUUGAGACAUGGUUUUGGUCGUCAUCUCUCGUACUAUAGUUUUUACUAUUCCAUGGUUAGCUUAGCACAUUAUCUGAGUUACCGCCUGUUGCGGAACGUAUUCGAUUCCUGAUGAUUUCUGUAGUGAACAAUUUUAUAAUUGCGUCCUACGUAUGUUUGUUGGUUUUCGAAAUAACAAUACCUAUUCCUGAUCUGGAAUAUAUGUGUAUGUCAAUUAGUAUGUUUGUCAACGCACCCACUACGACACGAAAAUCAUAAAAGGAUUUUUUUUUCAAAUAUACAUAAUAUGAUUUUUUGUAUUUACUAUUCUUGCAUAAAAAUAUCUUACUCUUUCAUUAAACUGUCAGCGUCAGCCGAAGCGGGACGACACAAAUUACUAAACAAAGGCCUCUUUGUUGGUUCUCCCCAGACCCACUCCUCUAAUCCUCCCACUGAUAUGAUAUGUUAUAUUUAUAAAUCUAUGAAUCCUCCACAUAGCGCACUGAAUGCAACUUGCCACUUGUAUGGGAAUAAGUUAGGGCAAGUUGUCAUUCAAGUUACCGGCAAGUAUCUAUGCUAAGUUGAUAGUACAAUCAAAACUGACAAAAUCAAUGUCAAACUUUCAAACUGUCAACAUAAAUGUCAACUGAAAAGAAUUCAGCCGAUGUUUUGCAAAGUUUUAAAAAUUAAAGAAAAAUUGGCACCCAGAUUCAAUAAUUACGUUGUAACGCAUACUCGCAAUCAAGUAUUGUGUGCUACAUAAGUAUUCACAAAUCUGUAAAUUAAGAAUCUGCAGCCAUGGGUCGAAAAGUGACAGUGGCGGUGACGACGCUGAACCAAUGGGCGCUAGACUUCGAAGGGAAUAUGAAUAGGAUUCUGCAGUCCAUACAGGAGGCUAAGGAAAUGGGAGCAUUGUAUCGGACUGGACCUGAAUUAGAAAUAUGUGGUUACAGCUGUGAGGACCAUUUCUACGAGCCAGACACAUAUCUCCACAGUUGGCAAGUGCUCGCAGAGCUCCUCAAAUCUGCGACAUGUAAGGACAUGUUGAUCGAUGUCGGUAUGCCCGUUCAACACAGAAAUGUACUAUACAACUGUCGGGUAGCGUUCCUGAACAAGAAGAUUCUUCUCAUUAGACCAAAGAUGUUGUUAUGUGAAGAUGGAAAUUAUAGAGAAUCUAGGUGGUUUUCGCCUUGGACCAAAGAACGACAGACUGAAGAAUACUAUUUACCUAGGAUGAUUUCGGCGAUAACGAACCAGUCGACGGUGCCUAUUGGUGAUGCUGUCAUUGCGACGAAAGAUACGUGUAUAGGUUUUGAAAUUUGUGAAGAAUUAUGGAAUCCGCAGAGUCGCCACAUUCCUCUCGGUUUGGAUGGUGUGGAGAUCAUAGCGAAUGGUUCGGGAAGUUACAUGGAACUACGCAAGGCUUACGUCACAGUGGAUCUAGUCAAAAGUGCCACCUUCAAGAGUGGGGGCGCGUAUUUGUUUAGUAAUCUGAGAGGAUGUGAUGGUCAGAGGAUAUAUUUUAAUGGUUGUUCCUGCGUGGCUGUUAAUGGGGAGAUUGUUAGUAGAGGACUGCAGUUUGCUCUGCAUGAUGUGGAAGUAGUAACAGCAACGAUCGACCUCGAAGAUAUUCGUUCCUAUCGGACGCAGAUCCGCUCCCGAUCUCAUUUAGCGGCUUCCAACCCGCCAUUUCCUCGCAUUACAGUCGACUUCGCAUUAUCAGAUGACGAAGACGUGUAUCUUACUACUAGUCCGCCUAUACAGUGGCAGUAUUUAACGCCGGAGGAAGAAAUUGAACUAGGUCCGGCUUGCUGGCUUUGGGAUUAUCUAAGGAGAUCGGGCCAGGGAGGAUUCUUUUUACCGUUGAGUGGUGGGGUAGAUUCCACCAGUACUGCUUGUAUAGUGUUUUCUAUGUGCACACAAAUUUGUGAUGCUAUUCAGAAAGGAGAAAGUCAAGUGCUGUACGAUGUUCGGAAAAUCCUUUGUCAAUCGGACUACACGCCGUCUGACCCGAUGGAGCUGUGUAAUCGGUUACUAGUGACCUGUUAUAUGGCUUCGGAGAAUUCUAGCCAGGAAACUAAACAACGAGCUUCACAGUUGGCCAGCGAGAUUGGUAGCUAUCACUUUCCGAUAGUGAUUGACGCAGCAGUGAGUGCAGUUAUUGGUAUAUUCACUAGCGCUACUGGCUUCGUACCGAAAUUUAGAACUAAGGGUGGCUGUCCGAGGCAGAAUCUAGCUUUACAGAAUAUACAGGCUCGUCUCCGCAUGGUUCUGUCCUACCUAUUCGCGCAACUGAUGCUCUGGGUGCGUGGCAGACCAGGUGGUUUGUUAGUGCUAGGAUCCUCCAACGUUGACGAAGCCUUACGUGGAUACAUGACCAAGUACGACUGCUCCAGUGCCGAUGUAAACCCUAUUGGUGGCAUAUCGAAGACUGAUCUCAAGUCGUUCCUACAGUAUGCUAAGAAUAGAUUCUUCCUGCCAUCCCUCUCGGAGAUAUUACAAGCUCCUCCUACAGCAGAACUGGAGCCCCUAGCGGACGGUCAGAUCACACAGACAGACGAACAAGAUAUGGGCAUGACUUAUGCAGAACUCUCCGAGUUUGGUAGACUGAGGAAGACACAGCACUGUGGACCGUUUAGUAUGUUCCAUAAACUAGUGCACACGUGGAGUGAUAAGUGUACGCCGCAUGAGGUGGCAGAGAAAGUAAAGCACUUCUUCCGUUGUUACGCUAUCAACCGUCACAAGAUGACUGUCCUAACUCCUUCGUAUCACGCGGAGACUUAUAGUCCUGAUGACAACCGCUUCGACCAUAGACCGUUCCUAUACCGAGUACAUUGGAACUGGCAGUUCAAAGCCAUCGACGAUGCUGUUGCACAGAUGUCGAAAGAAAAGCGUGGUUCCAGUGAUAGACCUCAAGACGUGAAACUGAGCAGUGCUUCAACUUCCAACGUAAAUUCACACUUUAUGAGGGGCGAUAGGAAAGGCGUCCUUAUAUAAAUCAUCGUAAUAUCGUAGUUAUCUAUCGCUUUAUAGUUCCCGUUACAAUAAUAGUGACAAUAAUGUAUGUCGUAUGUCUGACUUUGUUGUUGUUAUGUAGACUUGCUUAGUUAGACUGUAGAUUCGUUACAAAUUAUUUAAAGAACUAAUAAACCUACACGGUCCAGAUGUAGAAACAUCUUUGAGUUCAAUAUUAUAUAAAAAUACAAUGAACUAAGCAUUUCUUGUGUCAUAUGACUUCAAACUAAAUUGUUCUUCCAGUGAUUUAAGUUUAAGGUUCGCUAUCAAUUAGCCUGUAAAAGAUUUUUAGCUAUUGCUUCGCGUAACACAUUAUUGCAUACUGUCUAGUAUGAUGUUGCUGAGAAUAACUUGAAUAAAGUCAACUUGGUAUUGACUUAGGAUAUUUUGUUAAGACGUUGAUUUAGAUGCUUGCCUCAUUGGCCGUAUGGUCGCAAGUGCGACAGCCGGGCAAGGGGGUUUCGGGUUCGAUUCCCGGGUCGUGGAAAGUAUUCAUCAUUAUCA
Spodoptera litura is the source of this 3526-nucleotide messenger RNA. It is a transcript of the gene Nadsyn, whose product is annotated as NAD synthetase. Gene Ontology annotation, biological process: NAD+ biosynthetic process. Gene Ontology annotation, molecular function: NAD+ synthase (glutamine-hydrolyzing) activity; glutaminase activity; ATP binding. Lineage: Eukaryota; Metazoa; Arthropoda; Insecta; Lepidoptera; Noctuidae. Gene Ontology annotation, cellular component: cytoplasm. The record is from RefSeq and is a predicted model, not a curated record.